CAACCUGCAAAAAAAAAAAUUAAAUGAAUAUAUUUUAAAAAAACUGUAAAUGACGUACAUAUACAGAUUCCAGUGCAUGUCAUGUAAGUGUCCAAUUUUAACGCCCGAGAGAUGCACGACCGAUGACGUGGAGCUUACUGAACGAGGCUUCAGUCUCCACGUCAUCUCCUACGACGUCAUCACGGACCAGUCGGACUCAGCGGAUGGAAAACACUGCGCGAAGUCUCUCCAUGUCCUCGUCCUUCCUGUUUAUCUUCUGACCCUGAUGCUGCAUGUGUGUGUGUGUGUGUGUGUGUGUAAUGUGGAAUUGCUCAUCAGCACCAGGCUAAAACGCUCGAGGUGUCAGAUUACGUUUAUUUAUUGUUCCUCACCUCUCGGUGUUCAUAUUUAAUCAGCUGCAUGCAGCACAGAUUACGUUGUUCUUUCUCUCUGAACGUCAUCUUCAUCACUUAUUUAUAGACACUAAUUGUGUAAGAGCAGCUUGAGUGUAUUUAUUACCUUGUCGGGACGUUCGGGAGAUGAUGUAAGACAUUACAGAACACACUUUAGCUUUCAAUAGCUGUUUGUUUUCAAUACCAUCUCAUUGCAUCCUUUAGGAUUGUCAGAUAUUGAUUUAUUUUAAUUUAAUUGAUUUAAUUUACAGAGGUCCUACGCAAAAUACGAAAAGGUCGGUAGGUUUGAGAAUAUAAGGUAAUCAGAGUAAACGUGAUUGGACACCACGGCAGUGUAAUAGUGGAGGCGAUUAAAUCGUUGUAUCACUCAAGCCUAGCGCUAUUAACUGUUCAGAAUCCUUUUUGUGAAUCGAUUCUUUUUAAUGAAUCACUCAAAUCAGUUCACACCUUUUGGAGCGUCUUGUUUGCCUUGUUGGAACGAAUCUGUCCUGUGAGUCGAUUCUUGUAAUGAAUCACUCAAAUCGCUUCACACCUGAAUUGACUCUUUUGGAGCGUCUUGUUUGUCUUGUUGAAGCGAAUCCGUCUUGUGAUUCGAUUCUUUUAAUGUAUCACUCAAAUCAGUUCACACCUGAAUCGAAUCUUUUGGAGCUUCUCGUUUCUCUUGCGGGAGCAAAUCCUUCUGGUGAACCGAUUCUUUUUAAUGAAUCACUCGAACCAGCUCACACCUGAAUUGAAUCUUUUGUAUUGUCAGACACCAUUUCACCUUCUUUCUUAUCAGAUCAUUGCAUCAUUGUGUGUGUGUCUGUGUUUGUGUGUGUGUGUGUGUGUGUGUGUGUGUGUGUGUGUGUGUGCGUGUUUGAUCAAUACUGCUGAACUGCAGAAGCUUUGCAUUUAGAGAACAAAAACAAGAACAAAAUAAUUUUUUAUUUACUCGGACCACUUGUGUCCCAAACCCUCAACCCUGGCUUUAAGCUGCUUCAUGUUUUUUUCGAUGUGUGUGUGUGUGUGUGUGUGUUCCUCUCUACUGAACAGACUUGCGCAAGGUGUGUGAAAAGCAGCAAGAAUUUGCAUGUUGUGCAAAAGUGGCUUUCCCAUCCUAAUUGAAACUUUCUUGCUCUUUGGCCCUGUAAUGAACAUCACCCACUCACUCUCCUCCUUCCUGCCCCCUUCAUGCCUUUCUGACUCGAUUAUCACAGCAGUGGGGCAGGUUACACACACGCACACACACACACACUCAUCGGCAACCUCAUUGGAUUUUUAAAUCUUUUGUAAUGGCCCGGAUUGGGUUAAUAUGAUUGGAUGUGUGACAGUGUACAGUGUGGUUAACAUUACACUAAACCGGUUUAUCCCACAGCACCUGCUGAGUUCUGCGUUCUGAUUGGUCAGAAGGUGUUGAUUAAUUCUCUAUAACAGCAGCUCUGACAGUAGUGCAGGUUUAUAUUAACGUUAUGGUUUCUAUAGUAACAGCUCAUUCACAGGGACGUGUACGGAGGAUGCUCUACUGAUGAUAUACAGAUGAAAUAAAAUGGUUACUAUGGUGACUUGUAAUUUUCCUGACAUCUUCUGGACAGAGGAGGUUUUUUUUUGUGGUUUCUUUUGUCUUCCAAAAGUUGUGACAGCUGUGGUUUUGUUUUUGUUUAUUUUCUUAGAAUGAAAAAAACUUGGUUAUUUUUAUUGAGAGAUUAGAUUAAUUAACAAUUAACCUCCAAUAAAUUUAUUUAUUUAUUUACUUAUUGCCCAUUUUACAGGUCACAUGAUUAAACAGACAGAAUUUAUCCUGUUGCAGUGUUACAUCUGCCGUCCUCACAAGCUGACACUGGAGACUCCUUCCAUCAGUGUUGCAUAAACACACAGAAAACUUCACCACGUCAACAGUCCGCUUGUUAUCAGUCCGUCUGAAUGAGCUGUUACUAUAGAAACCAUACCCUAUUAUUUUAAUACGGACCUUUGACCUGCAGCUACACUACUUUAAAAUGAAAAAUGAAUCAGCACCUUCCGACCAAUCGGAAUCCAGAAUUCUUUAACGUUUAAUCACAUGUCCAUGCGACGCCGCUGUGUUUUUUCUUUUUCUAGCGUAUGGAGCCACGGAAUCUCUCAGUAAAGUAUAAAGCUGAUAAGAUUUAUAAACGUUUAACUUUAGACACUUUUAAGCAAUAUUUUGGCAGCACAUUCUAAUGUUCAAAUGUUCAUUAGAAAAAGCUAAUCAGGUUGAAUUUGAAUUAUGAGUUAUAUUAUGUACACACACACACACACACACACACACACACACACACACAGAGGAAAUCUAAAUACACGUUUCAAUAAGCAUUGUAAAAAUAUAUGUUGUAUAAAUCUUUUUUUUUUUGUAUCUAUAUUUAAUGUAUAUUUACUGAUGCUGAACUGAAUGAAACCCAAAAAAUAAAAACCGGGUGACGUCGCUUCUAAAUCCGCGCAUGCGCGUCUCAGCCUCCAGUCGGAAACGUAUUGUAAACCCGUUGUAGCCCGCGUGCGCGUCCGCGUCCGCCUUAACUCUCUACAUCCUUUUCUUUUCAUUCAUCCGCCUUCUAUCCAUCAUUUCUGUUCAUCAGGUCAAUUUAAUCUCUCUGUAAAAGGGCGCUGGAGAGCCUCCCCUUCCUCCUCCUCCUCCUGCUGCUGCUGUCCUUUUCUCCUCCCUCUAUUCUCCCUCUCUCUCUCUCCCUCUCUCUCCCUCUCUCUCUCUCUCUCUCUCUCUCUCUCGGACCGGAGGACCGCGGUGGAAAUACAAAUAAACGCCCGGAUAUUUUCUUUCCUUCUUGCCGAACGGACCUCCGGUUUGAGUUUAUUUCAGUUUAUUGGAGUGACAUUAGCGUCUUGUGUGCGGUAUGAGCGCAGCAGCGCGCGCGCCGUGUUGAGCCGUUAUACAGGCGUUAUGACGCGCACCGCGGAGUGAACUGGAUCUCCCAAAUCCAGUGAGAUGUUCGAGUUGGUUCAGGUGCUGUGUUGUGGAGAGACACGCCCACUGAGCGCCGAGGCGCCGGUGAAGAGAGACAUUAAGAGUUGAGGCAGGACACGGCUGAGCAAGGACACGUCCGUGGUAGUGUUGGGAUCUUGAGCUCGAUUGGCUAAUGCCGCUGUGAUUGACGGGAGAGAGAGUAUGCCCCUCCCACCCAGGAAACAUGGGCAGUUUUGCUUCAACUCGCGAUCUCUGGAUGAUGAUGAUGAUGAUGAUGAUCCGCUGAUUCUCAGAGAAUCUUUAUCACACUCGCUCACGCCUAAGACGCUCAGUAUCCCACAAUGCUGUGCGUUUUCCGGUGUUUACUUACAGCCAGUAACUCCCCCCGCAGCACUCCGGGCAGUUCUCCGUCUCUACGGCGACGGGUGCUGGGUGGGCGGGCCAGCGAGGGUGAGGGGCAGAAUGAGCGCACUAGAGGGGGCGGAGCUGAAAGCUCUUCACUGCCCACAGCCUCCUCUUCUUCCUCCUUACUCCCUACACUCUCCUCCUCUACCUCCAACUACCCAAUCAGCUCACGGCACUUCACCCGCAAUGCCAAGAAAAUGCAAAGCUGGUACAAUGUUCUCAGUCCCACCUAUAAACAGAGGAAUGAAGAGUUCCGUAAACUUUUUAAGAAACUUCCAGAAACGGAGCGUCUGAUUGUAGAUUACUCGUGUGCUCUGCAGAAGGACAUCCUGCUGCAGGGGCGUCUCUAUCUGUCUGAGAACUGGAUCUGCUUCUACAGCAACAUCUUCCGCUGGGAGACCACUAUCACACUCCUGCUGAAGGAAGUGACGAAUCUGACUAAAGAGAAAACGGCUAAACUCAUCCCAAACGCCAUCCAGAUCAACACCGAGCAGGAGAAGCAUUUCUUCACAUCUUUCGGAGCGAGGGAUCGCAGCUACAUGAUGAUCUUCAGACUGUGGCAGAAUGCGCUAAUGGACAAAACGCUGUCUCCUAAAGAGCUUUGGCACAUCGUACACCAGUGUUAUGGCACGGAGCUCGGGCUGACGAGUGAGGACGAUGAUUACGUCUCUCCCACCGGUGAACACGUCAACGGCCUGCUGCCGGGUGAUGAUUCCUCCUCCGAUGUGAUGGAUCUUUCCUCAGCCUCGGCAGCUCUCGGAUCUUCUCCUCCAUCAUCGUCUUCAUCUUCCGUUCAGCCCAUGGAGGUUCAGCCACCCAAACACAGCGCAGAUCUGGAGCCGAGCCCAAAUACACACUCCACCACACACUCUACCUCCACCAUCGCUGCUAUGGUGAGCCUCAAUUUAGAGGAAAGUGAGCAGAACGGUCAAUCGGAACCGACCAGUCAGGUGCCACCGAUGGUUCACGCGUCAUCGCUGGAGAUGACCAACGACGAGGACCUUCCCACUGACCCGAGCAACUCGUCCGACACGCAGGAAGAGAGUGAGGUGGAGUCGUUCUGUGGUGAUCUGCGAGGUCGGCUCCACAUUAACACAGUGGUGAGGAUGAGUGUGGACAAACUGCACGAUCUGCUCUUCUCUGACACACACUUCCUGCAGCACCUCUUCUCCCAGCGCAACUUCACCGAUCUGUCAGUACAGGAGUGGCAGAAAGACAGCAGCAGUGGGAUCAACACUCGAGUUCUGAGUUACACCAUCGCCAUUAACAACCCCCUCGGCCCUAAAACAGCCCCCGUGGUGGAAACACAGACUCUCCAUAAGAGCAGUUCCCAAGGUGUGUGUUACGUGGUGGACUCAGAGGUGAUCACGUCAGGAAUCCCGUACCAGGAUUACUUCUACACCGUACACAGAUACUGUCUCACCUCCGUCAGCACGCAGAAGAGCCGCCUCAGGGUCUCGUCAGAUAUCCGCUACAGGAAGCAGCCGUGGAGUCUGGUGAAGGCUCUGAUAGAGAAAAACACCUGGAGUGGCAUAGAGGAGUACUACAGACACAUGGAGGUGGAGGUGUGUAAGUUGGAGACGCUGCUCCAGUCCGAGGUAUCAGUGGUGUGUUUGGGAGAAUCAGAAGCGGUUAAAGCUCCUCCCACACUGCGCAGGCGCAAGCACACUGCCUUGAAACGUGCAGAGGGGGCGGGAUAUGGGGGUGGGGCCACAACCCAAGGGGGCAUGGCCCAUAGGGAGCGCAGAGACACAGGUGCACAGUACCUGAAGUUGGGCGAGAGGUGGCGUGGUUCUGCAAACAACAACAGCAUCACCCUCCUGCUAAUCAUCAGCUUCAUUCUGGUGGUUUUAGUAGCUCUGAACAUGAUGCUGUUCUAUAAGCUGUGGGCUCUGGAGCGAGCCGCUCACACACUUGAGACAUGGCACUCAUACUCACUGUCAGACAGUCCUCUCCCCCAGUCGUCGUCUGAGUGGAUGAAGGUUCUGCAGUUACAGCGUCAGUUCCAUCAGACGCAGCUGAAUAAGUGGCAGCAAAUCCUACACUCCUCAGUCACACUGCUCGACCAGAUGAAACAGUCUCUGGAGAAUCUACACAGAGGAAUAAUCAGACCCGAGGAACAGGACACUGUCGCUCCUCCUCCAUCUGAACCUCCAACAUCACCCACAACAGACACACUGACUGAGCAGUGACACACACACACACACACACACACACACACACCUUCUGACUGUUCACUGAUCUUUUAUGGACUGCGACCAUGUGAUUGGGUAAAAUUACCCAGAAUGCUCAGCCCCUCCCACUGUGACUAACUGUGAAUGCAACGCUGCCUUCCCUUGCACCCUAAACCCUUCAGCCUACACCCUAAACCCUACACCCUCAACCCUACAGCCUACACCCUAAACUCUAUACCCUACAGCCUACACCCUGAACCCUACACCCUAAACUCUAUACCCUACAGCCUACACCCUGAACCCUACACCCUAAACUCUAUACCCUACAGCCUACACCCUGAACCCUACACCCUAAACUCUAUACCCUACAGCCUACACCCUGAAGCCUGAACCCUACACCCUCAACCCUACAGCCCACACCCUAAACCCUACACCCUAAACUCUAAACCCUACACCCUAAACCCUGUACCCUACGGCCUACACCCUAAACCCUACACCCUGAACCCUAACUCACUAAAGCAAUAAAUCAGUGGUGGUUUGGGACAGAGCCAAACUGUUCACUCCUGUGUGAUAUUCAAAAUAGGACAUGACCACCAUUGACUCUCUCCCUCUCUGUAUGUGAGUAAUCUGCCUGUCCACACACACACACACACACACACACACACACAGAGUUCUAAACAGAAGAGGCGGGCCCUCGUUCUUCAGAGCUUCUUCCUGUUUUUCUGGGGUCAGAGGUGCGCCCCCUCCUCAUCUACGGACUGAUGUUUUACUUCCUUCAGCAGCGUGAUCACUUCAUCACUGUUUAAUGAUUACCCAGAAUGCUCAGCUGCUACAUGCUUCAGUUUUUCAUCUGAACAGUUGGAUGUUGAGAGACGGUGCGAUCGACCGCUUCAGUAUUUAUUUCUCAGACUGAAUGAAAAUCUCGUCGUGUGUGUGCGCGUGUGUGUGCGCGUGUGUGUGCGUGUGUGUGUGCGUGUGUGUGUGUACGCGACGGGAAGCAGGACCACGACCACAACAGCAAUAAUCAUGCCGGGGAAACGUGUGCUAUUUAUCAUGAGACGCGGAGCUGCCUGUACGAGUGAUGUGAAAGCGCUCAGUAACCGGGUCUGAAAUUAACUCCAUUAGCCAAGAAACUCCAUGAAAUUAGCGUCCGGGAAACAAGUUAAUCCAGUAUAUCUUUCUGUGUGGGAUCAACCUAAUUAUCAUAAGUGUCUGUUGUGAAAAGGGAUUUGCAUAACCCCGCCCACAAGAGUGUGAUGCACUGAAGCAAGCGUACACGUCUGUGCUUUUCCAGAAAACGAGGCGUCACCGACACAAGAGCGUUUACAUCUUUAAUUAUUUUACAUCCCAACAUCAGUCCUCCGGUCCACAAGGAGGCGCUGCAGCAGAAGUCUUUUCACAACCGCAGUGAUCAUAAACACCUGUGGAAUUUUGGGCAGAAAUAAAUAUUGUAAUUGAUUAAUACACGGACAAUAAUUUCUAAAGUGAGACAAAAGUUAAUUUCAGACCUUGUUUUUUUUUAAUUAUUAUUAUUUUCACUUUUGUAUCUCUCUCUCUCUCUCUCUCUCUCUCUCUCUGCCUAAGUAUUAUAUUUAUUUGAUGUUACACUGACGAGUGUGUCCGAGCCGCUCGGCGUGCGCACUCUUCUGUCCUUAUCGUGUAUUUUAUUGGAUCAAGACUUGAAGUGAUCAGGGUUACUGUAGAUCUGCAGGCGCGUGCCGAUCAUCGGUUAUACGAUACAUCAUAUCGAUAUUCAUCACCAUAUUCAACUGGAAACAUCGUCACGUUCUGUUUCACCCGGUUCUGCCAAGAGCUAGAGGUCCCAGAUGUUCAACCAAACAUCUGUCGGAUCUUCUUCAUAAUCGGAUGUCUGAUUAAAGACAAAGCACUCGAGACACCGUCUAAGUGAAAUGAUAGCAAUAAUUAUUUACUUUCUGAAAUAUUCUCUCUUUACAGUUAAAGUUUUUCAAACAUUAAAUAAAAGAUUACUCGGCGAUUCCUGACGUAACGUAAUUUUGAUCUAAAUUUAAUUAAAGAAAUGUUCAGAACGAAAAUGUAGUCCAGUUUCUGUUCAUUUUUCUGGAAGCGUGAUAAGCCCCGCCUCUUCUCUGUGUUUUUUUUUUUUUGCAGGUUGCAGCGUUUAACCAAUCACGAUCGUUUCUCUCGGCAGGUCUGCUCUGAUUGGCUGCUGGCAGCCGCAGUAAGAGAGCGCGAGACGUUAACGUAACGUGACGUAGCCGCAGUGACGCCAUAAAAAAGAGAAGGAAACAGUUUUUAUUACGGAAUCCUCACGACGCCGUCUUUCACACAGGGGAGCUAAAGUAUUUCCACGGAUCUGAGCAAUAUUAAUAAACUAACUUCAGUUUUUCUUCACUGUCACCAUGGUAACCUGCUAACACCCUGGACCGGUGUAAAGUAUGUAACAUAUCGUAAAAUAUAUAUAUAUAUAUAUAUCGUAACCCGCGAUUAAUGCAACGUAUAAACGUAUCGGCACACGCCUGCUGUAGAUGCGACCAUCUGAAAGUACACACACGCACACACACACCCACACACACACACAUACACACAUACACACACACAUUGUAAUAUUUAUGUUGCUGUUUAAACUCUGAGGACCAAACGGAGCUCGGGCUCAAAGGGACGUCCCUCGCUGUGUCUCUCUGCAUUUCACACCUUGUGUUGUUUUUACAAUUUUAGCUGCUGUGUGUGUGUGUGUGUGUGUGUGUGUGUGUGUGUGUGUGUGUGUGUGUGUGUGUGUGUGUGUUGUGUAUUUUUUAGUGAUGAUGUCUGUUACUGCUGUUCCUCAUCCUGCACUCCUCCUCCCUCCCUCUCUCUCUCCCUCUCUCUCCCUCUCUCUCUCCCUCUCUCUUCCUCUCUCUCCAUCUCUCUCUCUCCCUCUUUCUCUUCACGUUUGUAUUUAUUUGUGUUAGCGUGGAGGAGGAAGUGUGAUUUUGCUGUAAAGAUCUGAUUCGGAUGGUGAAAGAAAUAAAACUAGAACGUUUAGUAAAA
Ictalurus punctatus (channel catfish) is the source of this 8891-nucleotide messenger RNA. It is a transcript of the gene gramd1a, whose product is annotated as GRAM domain containing 1A. Gene Ontology annotation, molecular function: sterol transfer activity; sterol binding. The record is from RefSeq and is a predicted model, not a curated record. Gene Ontology annotation, biological process: intracellular sterol transport. The coding region runs from base 3645 to 5900 and encodes 751 amino acids. The transcript has 20 exons. Gene Ontology annotation, cellular component: endoplasmic reticulum membrane; plasma membrane; endoplasmic reticulum-plasma membrane contact site. Lineage: Eukaryota; Metazoa; Chordata; Actinopteri; Siluriformes; Ictaluridae.